Durusdinium trenchii is the source of this 585-nucleotide messenger RNA. Lineage: Eukaryota; Dinophyceae; Suessiales; Symbiodiniaceae. The record is from the annotation of a GenBank genome assembly.
AUGAGGCUACGCCGCAUGUGUGAGAUCAAACCUCGUAGCAAACGGUGUCAUGUGGACACUGCUACCCACGAGCAAUGGAAGGCAGGAGGCGAGGGCCGGGAAUGGCUUGAGCUGGCCCUCGCAGAGAGCUUGGAGAGAGUGGGUGCUCAUGGUAAAAAGCAACACAAAAAGCUUCGAGUAGAGUUCUGUGCUCGUGUUGUGCUUGUGCGCGAGCGCAUGCAGCAGAAGGAAAAGGAAAUAUCUGGAUCUUGGAUGACAGAGGAACGCAUGAAAAAGAGUGGUGACUUUAGCCAGGAGAGCAUUCGCAGCAUCAUCCAAUACUGUGAAAAGUUUCCCUCUGCCCUAAUCAGGCCGUGGAAAUAUGACAACACAAUCCGUGAAUACUUUGUCGAGACAGAGACCAAGCAAACAAUCAAAGAGAGUGAAAUGAUCAAGCGCACUGAGACUGCCGAUUUGGGUGAGUCUUUCCUGCACUGGCCAUGCUGUCUUACCCAACCUUGCAGUCUGUGUCAAACAUUCAACACUAGGUUUACGAACGCAACGAUGGUGAUUGUCACAGGAGCAAGCUGUGGAUGGACCACUUGA